Rotaria socialis is the source of this 1491-nucleotide messenger RNA. The record is from the annotation of a GenBank genome assembly. Lineage: Eukaryota; Metazoa; Rotifera; Eurotatoria; Philodinida; Philodinidae.
AUGAUUAUUCGACAUAUCUCCGGUAAAGAAAACACCACUGCUGAUGCUCUUUCUCGUUAUCCAGUUGAUAAACCCGACGUUAUCGAUGAUAAUGAACCACAUCUUAUUACCUCUUCAACUCAAACCGAUGACAUUUUCAUCAAUGCUGUUACAACACGUGCAAUGACCCGUAAACAACAAUUUUCUUCUAAUCCAUCAAUACAACAACCAUCGAAAUUAUGUCCACCUACUACAUCUGCAACGCCAGCAACAUCAUCAAUCAACGACAUUCAAAUUUUUUUCGAUAAUGAUACACUAGCUCAACACCAAAACGCAGCCCCUGAGAUACAACGAAUAAAAAAGAGCCACCGAUUACAUCCGAAUUACGUCAUUGACAAGUACAAUGUUCUUUUUAAAAUUGUGAAACGAAAAUCCGGACAACAACUUCAUCUUCGUUAUCUUCCAGCUUCUCUGAUAGUUAAAGUUUUAUCAGCUUAUCACAAUUCAACAUUUUGCGGUGCACAUUUCGGUGUUAAACGAACGUUUUACAAGAUACGUGAUCGUUUUUACUGGCCCAAUAUGUACAAAGAUAUUGUACAACAUAUUUCAUCUUGUAUUAAUUGUCGAAAAAAUAAACCUUCUCGUCGAAAGCCAGAUGGUCAUUUACAAUCAAUCGAACCCCCUCGUGGGGUCUGGGAACGUCUCGCAAUGGAUUAUGUUGGUCCAGUACCAGAAUCAAAAUCCGGUAAUAAAUAUUUUUUAGUUCUCACUGAUCUCUUUUCGAAGUUCGUGGUAACUAAACCCGUCCCGGAUAAUACUUCAACAACAGUCGCUCGAUUUUUAUUAUAUGGUGUUUUCAUGCUUUAUGGUGUUCCAUUAGAAAUCAUCACAGAUAAUGGUCGUCAUUUCACAUCAGCUUUAUAUGAAUCAUUAAUCAAACUCGUUGGUUGUUGCCACAUAAAAACUACGCCGUAUAAUCCUCAAGCCAAUGGUCAAUGUGAACGUCAUAAUGGUACACUAGUCCCUAAUCUAAUUGCACUUUCAAAUCAUUCUAGAUCUAAUUGGGAUGAAAAAUUAUUACCUACAACAUAUAAUUACAAUACAACUCGACAUGAUUCUACCGGUUAUACACCUUUCGAAUUAAUGUUUGCCCGUUCUCCUCGUUUUAUGUUCGAUUUCAUUUCGCCACCAUCAGUACCACUUACUACUGACACUUAUCGAAAAACAAUGCAACAAUUUAUGGAACAUACUCUACUUGCAGCUCGAAAUAAUAAUCUUCGUCAUCAACUUAAAGCUAAACAACGAUACGACAGCAAUCGUUCGAAUCCUCAAUAUUAUAUCGGUCAAAAUGUCAUUAUUCGAAAUCGUAGUCUAGCUAUGAACAAGUUUUCUUCGAAAUUCAUCGGUCCUUAUACGAUUGUUAAACAAGUCAACAACAAAACUUAUGUCGUUCAAAAUACUAAAAACAAUCAGCACACACGCAUCACCGUACAAGACCUUAGAUCAAUCUAG